CCAAGAUGGCGGCGCUCUGUUGGAGGUCUGCUUCUCGACCGCUGUGGCAAAUUAUAGCGAGACAAGGCACGUUAAAAGCUGGUGUGCGCAACCUCUCUUCUAGCACUCAGCGAUGGUGCGCUCAAAAACUCCGGGCUGUAAAUUCUCCGUCUCCUUGGGUUCUACAUGGAGCGGUGUGUUUACAACGGUUACCAGUUAUAUCUCAAGACCGGAACCCAAUCGAGGAGCAGUUCUUGGACCUUCUGCAGCAGCUGGAACAGGAGAAAAGCAUGCUUUCUGAUCACGAGCUUCGUCUCUUGCUGGAUUCUGAUCGCCUGAGUCGUAAACAAGAGGCCGAUUAUGGCUCAGAUGACGAGGACUAUGAAAGCCAGGACAUUGUCACAGCUCAAGAUUUGGAGGAUGCUUGGGAACAGAAACUGAAGCAGUUCAAACCAGCUUUAAGGAUAAAAGCUUCUGACAACACAGAUGUGAGCUCCUCCGAGUGCUUCCUGGGAGACAGCUUGGUGCUCCUGGUGAAGCAGGAUGUUGGCCAUCAGAACGUCUGGCUUCUGCCUCAGCUGCAGUGGGAGGCAGGAGAGACACUGAGACAGACAGCCGAGCGUGCCCUCUCCAGUCUGCCAGGUGCAGAAUUGAAAGCAACCUUUCUUGGCAAUUCCCCAUGUGGAUUUUACAAAUACCAAUUUCCCAAGAACGUUCAGACCGAGAGCAGAAUAGGAGCCAAGGUGUUUUUCUUCAAGUCUCUGCUGUCAGGCGGUGACUGCUCAUCUCUACAGAAGGACUCUUUUGCAUGGGUGAGAAAAGAUGAACUGCAGGAUUAUCUCAAACCAAAAUACCUAAAACAGGUCAAGCGUUUCAUCCUGAAUCUGUAAUGUAGCACAAGUGCAGAGGACCUGUGCCCCAUGUACACGUGGUGUUCAGACUUGUACACUGGUGCCCACUCCUUUAUAAAUGGAAUGGCUACAAAUCAGAUGGGCUGCACCUCUUAUGAUCAGAAACAUAAUGUCCCAGUCCAUUUCCUGGCUGCUUCAUUGCCUUAAUCAGUUAUGACGCUGUGACCAAGCAUGACAUAACUGAUUAAAUAAGUCCACGGUUUGAUUUGUUGAUUAAAUGAAUUGGGUGUCUUAGGCAGAAUGUGAUGGACUAAUAAAUUAGGAUGGAUUGAAUUCUGUUACAGAGCUCUAAAUCUUUGUGGAUUAUAUCAGAUUGCCAUGACCAGUCCGCCAUUCCUUCAAUGCCUAAAUGUGUAAUGUACAACAUUAAAAAUAAUACCCUGCC
This is a messenger RNA of Electrophorus electricus (electric eel), 1275 nucleotides long. It is a transcript of the gene mrpl46, whose product is annotated as mitochondrial ribosomal protein L46. NCBI's taxonomy places the organism in Eukaryota, Metazoa, Chordata, Actinopteri, Gymnotiformes, Gymnotidae. Gene Ontology annotation, molecular function: structural constituent of ribosome. Gene Ontology annotation, cellular component: mitochondrial large ribosomal subunit. The record is from RefSeq and is a predicted model, not a curated record.